AUGGUAAAAUUGACGAUUGAAGAAUCUCAACUGCGCACUUUAUCUGCCAGGCUUCUCACAGCCUGCAAGCAAGGCUCCGUAUCUACUGUUCGGUCCAUCAUACCUACUCUUUACCCAGCUACUUCAUCUUCCGCUGCAACUGCUGCUGCGAUUGCAACCUCGUCAAUUGUUCCACCUCUAACCAUCCCUCUCGCAACGGCAGCUUCCCACGGCCAAGCCACUGUUCUCAAGUAUCUUCUCACUUCGCCCCCGUGCUCCACCUCACGAACCCCCUGGAGCCCCGAUUUCUCAACUCCCAUCUCGUCUCUCCCUGAUGAAUGGAAAGAAGCUCAAUACUCAUGUCUUGUCCCUCUAUAUGCCGUGAAGUCCAAAUCCCCAAGCGUGGUGCAAGCAUUGCUGGAUGCAGGCAUGCACGUUGACGAAGAUAUAGAGAAGAUGGGCCCGCCACUGAGUAUCGCCAUUCGAACGCAGAGUUCAGAGAUGGUCAAUUUUUUACUGGAGAAGGGGGCAGAUGUGAAUGGAGUGGAAUGGAUACCACCAGUGAGGUUUUUGGCCAGUGCCGCAAAACUGCCAUCCCUCGACGUCUUGGCUGCACUGUUGGACCAUGGGGCAACCCUGCCAGGAUCCCACGCUCUGAGGACAGCAGCUGGAGCGGGCAACAUUGGUGCGGUAGAGAUGCUACUAGAGAGGGGAGCGGAUAUAGAUGAGGUUCAUGAAUGGGAAAUCUAUGGUGAUGAAAUGGAUAUUAUUGGAACAGCCUUGCACGAGGCAGUGGAAAACGACCAGGCUGAAAUGGUUAAAUUUCUACUGAAGAGGGACGCAAAAAGAGAUGUGAAAAAUGGCAGGGGCGAGACGGCAAUGGAUGUUGCGGAAAAGGAUAACAAGUUAGAAAUUCUCAAGAUUCUAGAUGGGAACAUCGCUUAA
Clonostachys rhizophaga is the source of this 924-nucleotide messenger RNA. The record is from the annotation of a GenBank genome assembly. NCBI's taxonomy places the organism in Eukaryota, Fungi, Ascomycota, Sordariomycetes, Hypocreales, Bionectriaceae.